Messenger RNA from Diospyros lotus (date-plum), 1211 nucleotides. RefSeq names its product NAD(P)H:quinone oxidoreductase-like. Lineage: Eukaryota; Viridiplantae; Streptophyta; Magnoliopsida; Ericales; Ebenaceae. The record is from RefSeq and is a predicted model, not a curated record. Gene Ontology annotation, molecular function: oxidoreductase activity; FMN binding. The transcript is spliced from 4 exons. Gene Ontology annotation, cellular component: cytosol. Bases 187 to 804 code for a protein of 205 amino acids.
AACAAACGCUCGGAGUAACACAUUUCUCGAAUAUCGCACCUUCCUGAGGGUGUUCAACGCAACCAAUCAAGAGGUGCUCAAAGUCGAAGCAACCAAUCAACACCGUCGUCUUUUUUCUUUAUUCUUCUUUGGUUUCCCUUUCUUCGCCCGCGCACAGGAGCGAUAGGUUUUGGAUCUCCGAGGGAAAUGGAAGCUGCAAGAUCAGCGAAAACAUUGAUCAAAGUUGCAGGAAUCUGUGGUUCUCUGCGCGAAGGCUCUUUCAAUCGCGCCCUUCUUCGUGCCGCGGUUCAGAUAUGCCAGGCGGCAGCGGCGGGGGGCGAGGAGUCCUCCUUAAAGGGCAUGGAAGUUGAGAUUAUAGACAUUGCUCCCUUGCCGAUGCUGAAUACGGAUCUCGAGGUCAAUGGAACCUAUCCUCCCGCUGUUGAGGCUUUCCGCCAGAAGAUUCGUGACGCCGAUGCUUUCCUUUUCGCUUCUCCCGAGUACAAUUACUCGGUCACUGCACCUUUGAAAAAUGCUAUUGACUGGGCAUCUAGACCGCCAAAUCUUUUUGCUGGGAAGACUGCUGCUAUUGUAAGUGCUGGUGGUGGAUUUGGGGGAGGACGAUCACAGUACCAUCUUCGUCAAAUUGGAGUUUUCGUUGAUCUUUAUUUCAUUAACAAGCCCGAGUUUUUCCUAAAGCCCUUUGAACGUCCUCCAAAGUUUGACAAUGAUGGUAACUUGACUGAUGAGGUGGCCAAGGGCUUAUUGAAGUCAGUUCUAGUAUCCUUGCGGGCCCUAACUUUGCGACUCCAUGGUGAGCGUUAGGAACGUUAGAGACUGGCAUUUUAAAUGGAUGAGAAUCCUGAACUGCGAGAAGUCUUGAAAUGAAUUCUCCUACUCUAUCUAAAUUCGAAUAAGUUAUAGCUAUGACAUCAUGAUCUGGAAUUGGAUGUUACAAGGAGCUGGCUAUCAUUGUUUGUCUUCUAUUCAAUGGAUAUGUUAGCAGUGUUCUUAUAAUUCGAAUUUCAAGUGCAGACCAACUGCAUUUCACUUCAACAACAUUUCUCUAGAACUCAUUUGAUUUGACAAGUUUAACUUUGAUUUUUUAUUACCUGAAGCAAUUCUCAUCCUUUAUCCAGAUUAGAAUCAGGGUAGAUAGGAAUUGAGUGCCCCUCACUUGAAUCUAUUACUUAUCCAUUUCUGAUGAAAUUUGAGGAUUGUUCCCUGACUUA